Messenger RNA from Thelazia callipaeda (thelaziosis nematode), 1293 nucleotides. The record is from the annotation of a GenBank genome assembly. Lineage: Eukaryota; Metazoa; Nematoda; Chromadorea; Rhabditida; Thelaziidae.
AUGGAAAACGGUUGGAUUAGAGAAUGCUUAGCACUAGCUGCUUCUAUAACACUGUCAACAGUUGUUGCAAGUCGAAGCAAAGGUUAUCGUCGGAAGGGAAUUGAUAAUUACAAUUCAACAAGACAUGUUCAACACGACCAAACGGAUUCUACCACUGAAGCUUCUAGCAGCGGUACAAAUUUGCCUUCCAGUGCAAGUAAUAUCACAGAUGGCAUCAUAACAACAGCAGCAACAGCAGCAUCGGCAGUUGAAUCAUCCUUAAAAUCACUCGAAGACAAAGCCACAUCACAUUUUCGUAAAACUCGAUUGAAAUUCCUGAAAACAAAAACAAUCGUUGAUGAGAAAGAAGAAAAAACACAGUUUGAAAAGGUAGCUGUACGACAACGACCAGCAAGAAGCAAAAACAGGAGUAGAAAUGCUUUAAAAUGGAAAGAAGGAGUGAAACCACCCAAAACUGCAAAGCAUAGUGCAGGAAAGAAGAAAAAACACAAGAAAAAGCGACACAGAAAGCAAAAGAAACCAAGCGAGGAUAAGCUAGAAACUACGAAGAAUGUUGAAUCAGUAGUGGAAGAACACGAAAAGGAAGUAAAAACAGUCGAAAGAGAAAAGACUGAAACAGAACCUGAACUUGAUCUAAUCGAUGACCAGUCGGGUGGUGAACUGGGAAGCAAUGAAGAAUCUGAAGAAGAUGGGAUUGAUGGAAAAAAGAAAGAUGCACCAAAACCAUCGUCUUUAGCAACAUAUCCCAGCGAACCAACGGGAGUGUUAGAAUUUAGCUACCUUGACACGGGAAAAGGAUCAGCAGAAUUCGUGACUCCUGCUAUAAUGCCAGACCAGGAGCCAAUUUUCUGGGUUGCAGCCAAAACUGCAGCUGUAACCGGCAGUAGUUCUAGCAUUUUUCAAAGUAAUGAUACAAAUUCCACCGAAGAAAGUGAAACAAAAACUAGCGAAGAGGAUCCGACGUAUGAAUCAGAACCAAUAAUCCUUUCUGGACCAGCAUGUCAUGCUUUGAAUCUUAUCAUGAAGAAAGACUUAUUCAAGAAUUCAGCAAAUUCAGAAGCAGAAAAUGAUUUAAUUAGACAAUAUUUUGCUGGAAGAGUCCCUCCAGAACGAACAAACGCAGCCCAGGAAACUCUUCAAAGAGCAGUUGAGCUAGCAAUUACAAGACUAAAGUCUGGAGGAGUAAGUGCUGAGUUAUAUCAGUUUCUGAGUAAUCGUUCAGUAGCAGUAAGUUUGAUGAUUGACGCCAUGAAGUAUCGAAAAAAGGAUUUCCUUCCACUAAUCUGGCGUUAG